This is a messenger RNA of Ornithorhynchus anatinus (platypus), 972 nucleotides long. Its product is annotated as vomeronasal 1 receptor ornAnaV1R3249. Gene Ontology annotation, cellular component: membrane. Lineage: Eukaryota; Metazoa; Chordata; Mammalia; Monotremata; Ornithorhynchidae. Gene Ontology annotation, molecular function: pheromone receptor activity. The transcript has a single exon. Gene Ontology annotation, biological process: G protein-coupled receptor signaling pathway. Bases 1 to 972 code for a protein of 323 amino acids. The record is from RefSeq and is marked inferred.
AUGUGGUCAAGUGACCUGGUUUUUGGGAUCUUCUUCUUCUACCAGACUGCCUUAGGCUUCCUAGGAAAUUCAACAAUGCUGAUGGUGUAUAUCAACAUUUUCAUAACUCAGCCCCAGCAGAAGAAAACCACAGACCUCAUCCUCGCUCACCUGACCAUGGCCAACACAAUGACACUUCUCACCCGUGGUGUUCCAGAGAUGUUGGUGGCCUUUGGGAUGAGGGAUGUUCUGAAUGAUGCUGGGUGUCAGAGUCUCAUGUACAUUAACAGAGUGUGUCGUGGUCUUUCCAUCUGUACCACGUGUCUCCUGAGUGUGUUUCAGGCCAUCACUAUCAGUCCCAGCACCUCCCGCUGGGCCUGGUUCAAAUCCAGGGCCCCCAACUACAUCCUCCCUUCCUUCCUCUUCUUCUGGAUUCUCAAUAUGCUGAUCUACAUCAAAGUGAUUACCUCCAUUCAAGGUCUCAGAAACUCCACCAUCUUUUGGGUUGGUUACACUUCAAAAUAUUGUUUUACUAUCCUUGAUGGGAAUUAUAUCCACACAAUGGCCAGUCUAACUGCCAUGACCCUCCGAGAUUUCUUCUUUUUGUUCUUCAUGAGCUGGGCCAGCUGUUACAUGGUGAUCAUACUCUACCAACACCGAAAACGAGUCCAGCACAUCCACAGCACCAGCCUCUCCCCCAUAUUCUCCCCAGAGACCAAAGCCACCCAGACCAUCUUGCUCCUGGUCACCUGCUUUGUUUGUUUUUAUUUCAUCAGUAGCUUCAUUACCCUGUACGUGAUAUAUGUGCUCCAAAGAGAUGUUGAUUUGGAGGGCACUGCAACGUUCUUCUCUGCCUGUUACCCUGCCCUCUGCCCCCUGGUGUUGAUCAGCAGUGAUCCACGGGUCAACAGGAACCACUGCUCUCUGGGGAAUGUGAGACCCCCCUCUCUUUCCAUGAAUCCUAUGGCCAAUCGAGUCAUUUCUGAGCAUUAA